Dicrocoelium dendriticum is the source of this 864-nucleotide messenger RNA. The record is from the annotation of a GenBank genome assembly. Lineage: Eukaryota; Metazoa; Platyhelminthes; Trematoda; Plagiorchiida; Dicrocoeliidae.
AUGUCUUCAUCCAUCACCUGUUUCUACCUUGGACGUGUGCAUUAUACUCCGGCAUGGAUGUUGCAAAAAGCGAUUGUGCAAAUCUUGAAGUCUUCAGAUGAAGCAUGCGCACAUACUAUUUUGUUCCUGGAACACAACCCAGUGUAUACGCUUGGUGUACGAUCUCAUGAUCCAACUAACGACUAUUCCGAAGCCAGCAUUAGGAAUCUAACCCAACUAGGCGCGGAGUUUAUUAAAACUGAUCGAGGAGGUCUGAUCACUUACCAUGGUCCCGGACAACUAGUGGCUUAUCCAAUUAUCAACUUGCGGUGCAAAUAUCUGGCAGGUCAUGGGAUCCGUUGGUUCGUAAACGCUCUUGAACUCGCAGGCGUAAACUUGUGCGCUCGAUUCCACUUGAAAGCCAGUCCUGGUAGCGGCUUGAAUGAUACUGGAGUAUGGUUGAAUUCGUUGAAAAAAGUUAUGGCUAUCGGCGUGCACAAAAGUGAUAGCAUCACUUAUCAUGGGGUCGCACUAAACUGUUCAAAUGAUCCAUUGCCAUGGCUCCGAAGGAUCGUUCCCUGUGGCCUCAUCGGUCGCGAUGUGACUUCUUUAUCGGAAGCCUGUAAGCGGGAGAUAUCAGUUGCAUCGGUUUCGCCGAUAUUUGCAACUUGCCUCAUUGAUCACCUCUUCGGUCUACCUGAUGUUCGUCAGAACCAUGUCACGAUAUCUCAUCGCUUCGAUUUGGCCAAUGAAUGGACGUCUUCCAGUUCAUCACUUUGUCACGUGGACGGAGCAGUUCUUUCCUGGUCCCUUGCCGUCAAUAAUAUUCUCGCCGAGGUUCGAUCACGAAUGGUAGUCAGACAGACGGCCGACUCGACACUAUGA